CCCCUUGUCCACAGACAGGUAGGCCUGGCUGGGGGUGGGACACACUUUCCUUUUCCAGGAGAUCAAUGGAGAUAGCAACCAUCCAUUUCAUAGGAUUUAGAGCCGGAAAAAAGAGACCCCUAAACAAACCCCACCUCAUUUUACAGAUAACUGAAGCCCAGAAAAUAGUGAUUUGUCUUAAGACCAUCUAGGGUAACAAGUAACAGAAAGAUUUGAACUCUUUUCUGAUCUGAAAUCCAGUUCAUAACUAGACCAUCUUCCCUAAAUUCUAAGCCUAAUUCUGGGAUCUUCUAUAUUUUUGUUAGUUCCUUUGUGGGGCCAGAGACCUGUUGGAAGUGAGGAAUGUGUAGUGAGGUCUUCAGUUUAGCUUUUCUAAAAUAGGAAUAAUUGUCUAUUAUGACAUAUCCUUGGGCUGCUCUUAUUUCCCCAAGGCUCCUUAUUUCUAUUUCCUUUCUGCUGUCCAAGGUUAGUGAAGUCAUGGGGUGCCUGACAUUCUGAACCCAGGUGGCUGUUAAAAAUACUCACACUCAGCUGGGUUGUGACACCCAGGUUGGCCUCCUGCCUGUUAUGAGUCCUAGCCAGCAAACUGCCAGCUACAGGGUACUUGGGAACUUUGACUAGGCCCAGAAGACAAGGAGGAAGGUGUGGGGGAUAGGGGAAAAUUAGGAUAGAAGUGGCAAGAAAUCUGGAUGAAGCACUAGACACCUGUAAGUAAAGAGGAAAUGUGCAAUGUAGUGUUUAUUCUCUCCCUUGAGACAUCCCCUUAAUCGUCAAGUCUAGACAGGUGUGGAAUUCCCUGCUUCUAUCUCUAGAUUAUUGACUCAUGAAUGAGGGCUAAUUAGUUUCCAUCCACGGGGAGUAUGCACACAUCCACACACAGCCCCACCCUCUCAUAACUGUUUUUCUUUCUCUCAGGAGGAUGUUCAGAGGGAGUCCUGACCCAUAGCUCAGAUGGCCUGAACUCCAGAGUCAUUCAUUACCUUCUCUAUCCUUCUAUGACCUUCUCCCUUCCCCUCCCCACAAGUGCCUGUACUAGGAGUUCAACUCAUGACCAAGAGAAGGCCUUGAGAAGGAAAGGGGCAGAAAAGACAAGUGCCUGUUGCUUUGAACUGUCCAAGUCCAUAGUAUGUCUUUGAGCAAUAAGGUCUAACUCUCUUGUUCUUAGAAGAAAAUCAGUUUAGAAAAGAAUACAGGAUCACAGACCUAUUCUUUGAGAUUAGCCCUCUUCAGGCAUGCUCCGACGUUGGAAAUAUUCUCAAGUUGAGGGGCCUGUCGGGGGUUCAUAGACCACAGUUUCUUAAACUGAGUCCACGGAUGACUUUGGGUAGAUGUGAACUUUAGGAUAGAAAAAAUUAAUUUCUUUUGUAGCCCUUAUGUAAUAUGUUUAAAAACAUUCUGAGGAGAGGUCCCUAAGGUUCGAAGGCCUCCUCAUUCAUCCCUCCCUUUCUUUCAGCUGUCCACAGUAAUGUCUGAACUCUACUUUUCACAACCUCUAAGAUCUUUGGGAGCUGAGCUGGCACCACCCCAUCCUCCCAGAGGCAUCGUGGUGUCGUGGAAAGAGGUCUGGGCUUGGAUUUAGAGUAUUCUCAAAUACCAGCUCCGCCAUUGUUUAGCUGGGCGACUUUGCAUCUGUUGCUUCACCUCUGCUUCUGUACAAUGGGAACAUUUUGCACGAAAUCAUAAUCCCAGGGUGGUAGAGAUCAACGCUUUCGGUAAACCUUGAAAAUAAGAACGAAGGUCGGGGUGGGGGUGGGGACGACUCUUGAAGCGGAAAAAGGUCAGCACCGGGAAGGAGUUCUCACUACUGCUAUCGUUUGCCGUUGCCCGGCAACAAGGAAUGCAGUUCGAGCCACCCAUUCUCCAAUUCCAUCGUUUCCGGUAAAAAAGAAUGUGAUCCCCUCUCCACCCUAAUUCUCGGAAUUUAGGCAGUUUAUAGGCGUAGCCCAGAAGAAACGGAGACGUCUUCAUGACGUAGCAUAGAGGGCGUCCCUACUUGCGAACGCUCAACACUCUCAUGUCGUACGGAAGAAAGGGGGCGGGAAAAAGAAAUGAGGCCGCUCGGGCCGCGCCCCCUCAUGGUCGGUCCCUACUCUAAGCGACUCAAUCGCGGCACGUAAUGUCACGCGGUUCCGCCUCCACUUUGCUUCUAAAGGCCCCAUUCUGCCGUACGGGACCCGGAAGUUAGGGGGCAUCGAGGCGCCUGAUUCUUACGUCACUUCCGACCGGUUCGAUGGCGACUGCAAGCUCAGCUACAGCGGCCACGGUCGGAGCCCCGGGGGAGGGCGAGGCCGGGGGCGGGGAGAGAGCUAUCGCUGAAGGGACUUCCCCGCCCCCAGGCCGCGCCUCCCCUCCGGCCCCGGCCCGCGGCGAGCCCGAGGUCACGGUGGAGAUCGGAGAAACCUACCUUUGCCGACGUCCGGAUAGCACUUGGCACUCAGCAGAGGUGAUUCAGUCCCGUGUGAAUGACCAAGAAGGACGAGAGGAAUUCUAUGUGCAUUAUGUGGGCUUUAAUCGUCGUUUGGAUGAAUGGGUUGACAAGAAUCGACUGGCCUUGACCAAGACAGUGAAAGAAGCUGUUCAAAAGAACUCUGAGAAGUACCUAAGUGAGCUGGCAGAGCAACCUGAGCGCAAGAUCACCCGCAACCAGAAACGCAAACAUGAUGAAAUCAACCAUGUGCAAAAGACCUAUGCAGAAAUGGAUCCCACAACAGCAGCACUAGAAAAGGAACAUGAAGCAAUUACUAAAGUGAAGUAUGUGGAUAAGAUUCAUAUUGGGAACUAUGAGAUUGAUGCCUGGUACUUCUCCCCAUUCCCAGAAGAUUAUGGGAAACAGCCCAAACUUUGGCUUUGUGAAUACUGCCUGAAGUACAUGAAGUUUGAGAAGAGCUACCGUUUCCAUUUGGGGCAGUGUCAAUGGAGACAGCCACCUGGCAAGGAAAUUUAUCGAAAGAACAACAUCUCUGUGUAUGAAGUGGAUGGCAAAGACCAUAAGAUUUAUUGCCAGAACCUGUGUCUAUUGGCCAAGCUUUUCCUGGACCACAAGACCUUAUACUUUGAUGUGGAACCAUUUGUCUUCUACAUCUUGACUGAAGUGGACAGACAGGGAGCCCACAUUGUGGGCUACUUCUCUAAGUUCUCUACCCGCCUGCUCCUGAAGGAGAAGGAGUCCCCAGAUGGGAAUAAUGUGGCCUGUAUCCUGACUCUCCCCCCAUAUCAGCGUCGAGGUUACGGCAAGUUCCUCAUUGCCUUCAGUUACGAACUGUCGAAGUUAGAGAGUACAGUGGGUUCUCCAGAGAAGCCACUGUCAGACCUGGGGAAACUGAGCUAUCGUAGUUACUGGUCCUGGGUCUUGCUGGAGAUCCUGAGGGACUUCCGAGGCACACUGUCCAUCAAAGAUCUCAGCCAGAUGACCAGCAUCACUCAAAAUGACAUCAUCAGCACUCUACAGUCACUCAACAUGGUCAAGUACUGGAAAGGGCAGCAUGUCAUCUGUGUCACCCCCAAGCUAGUAGAAGAGCAUCUCAAGAGCGCCCAGUACAAAAAGCCCCCCAUAACAGUGGACUCAGUUUGUCUCAAGUGGGCACCACCCAAGCAUAAGCAAGUGAAGUUGUCUAAGAAGUGAGUGGUACUGAAACCAAUUCCCCUGCACCUCCCUGCAUCUUUUCCCACUGGCAGUCUUUAGAUCUGUGAGAGGUGCCUCUUUUCCCUGUUUGUAAAUAUGUAUAGACUUGUCUGCCCACCUUCAAACCCUAAAAUAUUUUUUUAAUAAAGAGACUUUAGCUUGUCACUGUACAA
Antechinus flavipes (yellow-footed antechinus) is the source of this 3795-nucleotide messenger RNA. It is a transcript of the gene KAT8, whose product is annotated as lysine acetyltransferase 8. Gene Ontology annotation, molecular function: histone acetyltransferase activity. The record is from RefSeq and is a predicted model, not a curated record. Lineage: Eukaryota; Metazoa; Chordata; Mammalia; Dasyuromorphia; Dasyuridae. Gene Ontology annotation, biological process: regulation of DNA-templated transcription. The transcript is spliced from 11 exons. Bases 2231 to 3622 code for a protein of 463 amino acids.